AUGCUUCUUACUCGAGGAGUUGGUCUUGCUACCCGAACUUUAAGACGACUUGGUUCUACGUUGGCAUUUGUAGAAGGCCAAGGUGGUAACAUCACAGUGGCCUCUUUGGCAGGUCUCACUGCCGCUAGUCAAAUUGGAAAUACCAUCAGUGUGCUGGUGGCAGGUUCAAACGCCAAUUCUAUUGCCUCACAACUCCCAAAGGAUGUGGUUAGUAAAGUAUUCAUUGCAGAAGACCCUUUUUUUGAUCAUAAUGCUGCCGAGCUGAUAACCCCAUUGGUGAGUCAAGUGUUCCGGGAUCAUAAUUUCACCCAUUUCGUUACCCCUGCCUCGACAGUUGGUAAAAACAUUCUUCCCCGGUUGGCUGCUGUCCUUGAUAGACAACCAAUCAGUGAAAUCACAGCAGUGAAAGACGCAUCCACAUUUGUUCGCCCCAUAUAUGCUGGUAAUGCCUUACAAACAGUGCAAACGACUGAACCUCAGGUAUUGGUUUCAGUGCGAGGGACCUCAUUUGAGCCUGUGAAAUUGGAAGGAAGUGCAGCUCCACCAGUAGAGUCGGUUACCCUCAAAGAAGUUCCUGGCUCAAUUGCUGAAUUUGUGAAUGAGCAGCUUUUGACAUCUGACAAACCUGAUUUGGGAUCUGCCACUCGUGUGGUGUCUGGAGGACGUGGUCUCAAGUCCAAAGAAAACUUUGACUCCUUAUUGAACCCUCUGGCAGAUAAGCUCGGUGCUGCUAUUGGGGCCUCCCGUGCUGCUGUCGAUCUAGGAUUUGUGGACAACUCCUUGCAAGUAGGUCAAACAGGGAAGGUAGUAGCCCCUGAACUUUAUAUUGCUGUUGGCCUGUCAGGUGCUAUUCAGCACCUCGCUGGAAUGAAAGACUCCAAGACCAUUGUGGCCAUCAACAAAGAUGAAGACGCUCCUAUUUUCAGUGUUGCCGAUAUUGGUUUAGUUGGUGAUAUCUUUGAAGUUGUUCCGGAGUUGACUGAAAAGUUGUAG
This is a messenger RNA of Komagataella phaffii GS115, 993 nucleotides long. Its product is annotated as Protein with similarity to mammalian electron transfer flavoprotein complex subunit ETF-alpha. The transcript has a single exon. The coding region runs from base 1 to 993 and encodes 330 amino acids. The record is from RefSeq and is a predicted model, not a curated record. Gene Ontology annotation, molecular function: electron transfer activity; flavin adenine dinucleotide binding. Lineage: Eukaryota; Fungi; Ascomycota; Pichiomycetes; Pichiales; Pichiaceae. Gene Ontology annotation, cellular component: mitochondrion.